Molecule: messenger RNA, 2508 nt
Organism: Passer domesticus (house sparrow)
Lineage: Eukaryota; Metazoa; Chordata; Aves; Passeriformes; Passeridae
Gene: TACR2
Product: tachykinin receptor 2
Exons: 4
Coding region: 1552-2508 (318 amino acids)
Biological process (GO): positive regulation of flagellated sperm motility; G protein-coupled receptor signaling pathway
Cellular component (GO): sperm midpiece; plasma membrane
Molecular function (GO): substance K receptor activity
Source: RefSeq, a predicted model, not a curated record
CCUGAACUGUGUACAGAAGGUGGAAGGUGCCUAAGCUGUUUAAUGAGGUGUAAGCCUUUGAAGAAGCAGCUGGAAGAGCUUUGCAAUGCACUCUGGAAGAUGUGCACAAGUGUACCUUUUCAGUUUGUGGGGAGGGAAGUGAGAGGGAUUGCCUGCAGGGAAGAGGAGGAGACAUUACAUGCAGGGCUGCAGGUGUUGAUUUCUUUGGAGGAAACACCUGGGCAAUAUUGUAACAGAGAAAACCUGCUUGAAAGAGUUGCUCAGGUGAUGGGUUAACUCAAGGCUGCCUCCAGAAAUUAAUGAAGCAAGGAAAGAUUCCAGGCUGAGCUGGUGCAAAGGAUCCUGAGCUGAUAAACACUGCCCUGUUACAGGAGAGCCUGGCACAAGCUGCAGGAGCUGGAAAACUACUGCCAUGCCAGCACUCUGAAUCCUGAAGGCAGCUUUCCAUACCUGAAACCCCUUCAGCUCCCAGCUGAGCAGGCAUGAAUGGGUGCCAGGUACUCUUGGAUAUCUCAGCCUCGGAGUGUCACUUUUGUUUUGCUUUAAGCUGACAGCGAGCAGGAGCGCUGUGCUCUGAGCAGCCUCAGGGGUUCCUCCUUCCUACAAGAACCCAAAAUUUCUGCGUGCAUGAGAUCACCAAGUUCCUACACCAAGUUUCCCCUGGGAAAGGGGAUGCAGCCAUCCAAAAGGAAAGAUCUUACUGAAUUGCAUCAAAUAUAAUUUCUCUUUUGUUGUGAGAGCUCAUGGGAAGUCAGGCAGGGUCCUGGAAACUUGAGGAUUUCAGGACUGGUAAACCUGGAGAAGUAACUACCCUUGCACUAAGCCUGUAAAAUCCUGACAGAGCAGCGUGGCCAUUGCAGAGGUUGUUCAAAACUAACUGAGUGCAGCAAGGGGGAAGCUUCACGCACCACUUUGCCACAUUUCAUUUGAUGUCAAAUUGGUUGUUUAGUUCUCCCCUGCAAGAGACUCCACCUCCUUUCAAAGUGCCCUUAAAACCUGUUGAGAUUUUAUCCCAGUGAACUCCUGCCUCAUGCUUAAUAGUUGCACAGGGAAAGAACAGCAAACAUCCUCAGUCCCACUUCAGGGGGUUCAGACACCUGGUGCUUUAGAAAACUGCUGCCCUGACAAAGAAAUUCUACUUGGACUGAAGUGUUUUUUGGCUUCUGUUUAUUUUCUCUUGUCCCUAAAAGUAAUCUAAAGGAAGACAUCACUUGCCGCUGGCCUGGAAAACAUCUUCCUGUCCCUUUUUAAAAUUCCUUUUAUAGAGGAAAAAGAAACUUGAAGAAGAGAGUUGUUCUUCAGUUUUUUUUCUCUUCAAGCAUAGGUUAAAAUGCCAGGGAAGAAGGAGGAGGCCCUUGGCAUCGCUCAUCUCCUGCUGGAACUGCAUUGCAUCACUUGGAAAACAGGAGGAGAGGACAUGAGGCAGCUCAUCCCGAUGUCCUUUUAACAGCACUUGGUUAAAUGCGUGGAAAUUCAUACACCAGCAUCCACUGCAAGGAAACGAGCAGAUGCCAGAAGACUUUCUUCUGCACUUGCAAGAAGUGAAAAGCCAUGGGCGUGUUUCCCGUUUUUAACGCCAGCAACGUUUCCCAGGCUGGCUCCCUGGAGGACGGCGGCAACGAGACAGGGGCAACCCAGUUCAGCCAGCCAGGCUGGAGGAUUGCUCUGUGGGCCAUCACCUACUCCUUCAUCGUUGUCACAUCCAUCCUUGGCAACGCCACCAUCAUCUGGAUUAUUCUGGCUCACAGGAGGAUGAGGACGGCGACCAAUUAUUUCAUCGUGAACUUGGCCCUUUCGGACCUGCUGAUGUCCGCUUUCAACACCAUCUUCAAUUUUAUCUAUGCCAGCCACAAUGUCUGGUACUUUGGUGAGGAAUUCUGCAGGUUUCAGAACUGGUUCCCCAUCACUGCAGUGUUUGUGAGCAUUUACUCCAUGACAGCCGUGGCUGCAGAGAGGUACGUGGCCAUCAUUCACCCCUUCAAGCCCCGGCUGUCUGCUGGAAGCACCAGAGUCAUCAUUGGGCUCAUCUGGCUGGUGGCAUUCGGGCUCGCCUUCCCGCAGUGCUUCUACGCCGAGAUCACCGUGGACAACGGCACCCUGAAAUGCAUCGUGGUCUGGCCUGAUGAUGUUGGAUCCAGGCACCAGCUGGCGUACCACAUUGCCGUGAUCGUGUUGAUUUAUUUGCUGCCUUUAGUGGUGAUGUUUGUUGCAUACAGCAUUAUUGGAGUUACUCUGUGGAGCAGCACGGCUCCAGACAACCACCUGAACAGAGUCCACUACCAACACCAAGUUAAUGCCAAAAAAAAGUUUGUGAAGACGAUGGUGGUGGUGGUGAUCAUUUUUGCUGUCUGCUGGCUGCCCUAUCACAUAUACUUCAUCCUGGGGAGCUUCAAGGAAGACAUCUACCAGCAGAAGUACAUUCAGCAGGUGUAUCUCGCAGUGUUCCUCCUUGCCAUGAGCUCGACAAUGUACAACCCCAUCAUCUACUGCUGCCUGAACCAGAGGUGA